GUGGAACAGCUAAUGUCAGAAGACGUUGAUAAUUGAAGAAGAAGAAUAUAAACAAACACAUGUGAUUUAGGGAAUGCAACUAUUAAUUGUAAAAAAUGGCACGUAAAAGAAAAAUUCCUGCUCGUAAGCAUCAUGGAGUCCGUGAUCCACUUAAGCAACUGGAAGCGAAGGAGAAAAGACUGAGUAAAGUUACAAACAAUCCUCCAGAACACGACAGUCAGCAAGUAUCAUUUAAAUUCGCACAAUUUAAGAAAUUGGUGGAUGACACAAAAGCUGGAAAGAAAAUCAAACGUAUACACAAAGGUCGGGAAGAUAGACCCAAAAAUAAUGCAACAAAUUCAAAAAAAAUCACGUACAUACAAAAGUUAAGAGAUGAAACCGAUGAAGAUUACUUAAAGCGGGUAAACCGAGUAACCACCCAGUCUUUGCGGGAAGCGCAGUACGAAGCCAAAUAUGGGGUCAAUGUUGUUAGGAAUCCUAAAACCGGAGAAAUUUCUAUUACAAAAAAGCCGAAAAAUGAAAUCGAUGAACUUUUGAAAGAAAAACAAAAGAGUCGAGGCAAGAGAAAAAAUGCAAAAAACACAACAUUAAAACCUUUGAAUCCCGAGCUUGCGAAAGAAUUAAUUAAACAGGCCAUUAAGGAAGAUAAGGAAGAGAAAGCAAAAGCGAAUAUGGAUAUAGAAGAAUACAAGCAAGACGUUUUCCGAUUUGGGGAAGUGGUACACGCACCUCCCUCGCUUUUAACAUUGCCUCGAAAGGCACAAAAGUUCGACACCGUACCCAGACCUGGUAAAAAGUCGAAUUUGUUGUUGAAAUCGCUGCUACCAGAUAACAGAGUCGAUAACGAAAAAGAGUUGAAGGUACCCAAAGUUGCUGAGGGUAAAGUGGAGAAACCUGCACUGAGUGGUAAACGGAAGAAACUCCCACUAGCUACAAGAAAAAUGCUCGAAGAUGAGCAAGGAAAACUGAUUGAAAUGUACAGAGCCAUGAAGAAAACAAAAGCUAAAAAGUCAUGACGUACGUUAUAAUUUUUAUUUUUAAACUAAAAAUAAAAAAAAAAAACUUCAA
This is a messenger RNA of Rhagoletis zephyria (snowberry fruit fly), 1068 nucleotides long. RefSeq lists its product as uncharacterized. NCBI's taxonomy places the organism in Eukaryota, Metazoa, Arthropoda, Insecta, Diptera, Tephritidae. The record is from RefSeq and is a predicted model, not a curated record. Gene Ontology annotation, cellular component: nucleus.